AUGGGUUCCCAGCCGAACCCGACCUUUGCGGUUGGGGAUCAUGAGGCUUUCAUGGAGUUCGCUCUCACUCAGGCACAAAAAUCACCGCCAGCUGCCAACAAAUUCUGCGUCGGAGCCGUACUUGUCGACGCGGCUAAAGGCAAGGGUACUCGCUUGAAUACCCGCAAGACUACAAGGGAGAUCCAGGCACCACGCCAGUGUUGUUUUAUCAAGAUCGCCGACGAGCACAAAAUCCCCGAGGAACGUAUCCAUGAGGUCCUUCCGGCCAACACGGCGCUGUACACAACCAUGGAGCCGUGCAACGAGAGACUCAGCGGCAACGUGACCUGCGCGACAAGGAUCUUGAGACUUAAGAGCGCUAUCAAGACUGUCUACGUGGGAAUCAAGGAACCCGGGACGUUUAUCGCGCACAAUAAUGGACAGGAAAGGUUGGAGGCAAAUGAUGUCAAGGUUGUGUUUCCUGUGGAACAUUGGCGUGACAGAAUUACCAAGGUCUCAAUGACUGGGCACUGA
Molecule: messenger RNA, 513 nt
Organism: Penicillium cinerascens
Lineage: Eukaryota; Fungi; Ascomycota; Eurotiomycetes; Eurotiales; Aspergillaceae
Product: putative DRAP deaminase
Exons: 2
Coding region: 1-513 (170 amino acids)
Molecular function (GO): catalytic activity
Source: RefSeq, a predicted model, not a curated record